This is a messenger RNA of Bombina bombina (fire-bellied toad), 2166 nucleotides long. It is a transcript of the gene SERPING1, whose product is annotated as serpin family G member 1. Gene Ontology annotation, molecular function: serine-type endopeptidase inhibitor activity. The record is from RefSeq and is a predicted model, not a curated record. Gene Ontology annotation, biological process: negative regulation of endopeptidase activity. The coding region runs from base 120 to 1997 and encodes 625 amino acids. The transcript has 8 exons. NCBI's taxonomy places the organism in Eukaryota, Metazoa, Chordata, Amphibia, Anura, Bombinatoridae.
GAAAGAUAACAGAGUUUCAGACAAACUGAACGAUCACAAGAGAUAAACACACAAGCUGCAAGUGACCAAAACAACCUGGUAUAGGAGACCAAAGCAAAAACAGAGAUAUAUCUGAUCUUAUGAUGCAACCUUUAACAUUCAGCCUCUUUCUAUUCUUCAUCCACGCACUUGUGGCGUCUACUGCUAAAGGAGGUGAUGAAGCUGUCAUUGGGCCACAGUCUGUUGAGAGUACCUCAGCACCAGAAGUAUUUCAUGAGGCUAUACAAUGUCCAACAUUAAGUAUAACACCAACUUCAAACACAGAAACAAAUGCAAAGAAGGAUAUAAAAAAUACAGAAAAAGAGAUUCUAUCAUCUAAAGAGGGCGCACAUGGAACACCAACAUUUAUGGAAGAGACCAAAGUGAAUUCAAAAGUAGAGGUGAAAGAGACAACAAAAGAAAAAGAUGAUACAGAGACAAAAAAUGUCACGUUCCAUAAAGAAGAAAAAGAUUGCUCACUAGUUGUAACUAGCGAGAUCAAUCGAUUUGAAGAUUUAGGAAAUAAUGAGACAGCAAAAGAAAUACAUAAUACCACACACGCCAACGUGAACAAAGAUGAGUCAGUUAUAGCGAGAGAUGAUGAAUGUAAAAUCAGGAAAGUGGGAGAGACGACAGCAAAAGAAACAAACUCAAAAGAAAUAGAGGGCAUAAGACCGAUAGAUAAGGACGAUAUACUGGGAGACACAGAGGUGAAGACGGAUUCAGUAAAUGAAAAUAUGGAGACAGAAACCAGUACACCAUAUACUAGUACACCAAAUACCAGUACACCAUAUAGUGAGAAAGAUUUGCAGGUAUCUCCAACUCCACCUGCGUGUCCUCAGUGGCCAGAGUGCACAGCACACUCUCUAAAGAAUGCCUCUACAGAAAUAGUACAAGCGCUAACCACCUUCUCCCUUAAUAUGUACAAGGAACUCUCAAAGAGUGACAACCAACCAAAUAUUGUGAUAUCUCCAUUAAGUGUUGCACUUACAUUGUCACACCUCCUUCUUGGAACUGGCAGAUUAACUCGGGAUGCUAUGUUAAAAACGUUGUAUGAGGGACUGACGAAUAAUGAAUGUGUACAUGAGCUAAUUAGGAAAAUGACAAAAUAUGAGUCAUUCCUUAGUGCCUCCCAAAUCUUCUAUGCAAAAGGUUUAUCGCUAAAUCCUGAGUUUCUGGACCAAUCCAAUCGUUUCUAUGGGAGCCGUGGGAUGCCCCUAGGAGAAAAAAAUAAGAGUAACCUUAAAAUAAUUAAUAAAUGGGUAUCAGAAAAAACUAAUAACAACAUUCAAAACUUAUUGAAUGAGCUCCCCAAGGAUUUCCAGCUGCUGCUUCUAAAUGUCAUCUUCUACCAAGGAAAGUGGCUGUCUCUCUUUAAUAAAGCACACACAAGGAAGGAUAUCUUUUUCCGGUCAUCAUUAGAUCCUGUGAAAGUCUUAAUGAUGAACAGUCACAAAUAUCCCGUUCAGGUUUUCAGAGAUCGACAUCUUGAAGCACAGGUGGCACGCUUCCCACUGACACAUAACAUAAGCCUGCUCUUCUUUUUGCCAUUUUCAUCUGAUCCAAAAGCUCUUACGAAUGUAGUGGGUCGCCUGAAUCAGGAGGUUUUGCAUAUAUUGGUCCAACAACUGAUAGAGAUGCCUGCAAAACCAAUGGCUGUGUCCAUCCCUCAUCUUAAGCUGAAAUCGCAACAUAAAUUAAAUAAUGUGCUUAGUGUAAUGGGUUUUUAUGAUCUCUUCUCUUCGCCGGACCUCUGUGCUCUAUCGAACCAAACUGAUAUUGUAGUUGAUGAUGUUAUCCAACAUGCUGUUCUGGAGGUGAAGGAAGAGGGUGUCACUGCAGCAGCUGCUACGUCUAUCUCUCUUGCUCGCACAGUCUCUACUUUUAGUCUUCAGAAACCUUUCUUUUUCAUCCUAGCAAGUGACAUCAGUGGAAUGCCUCUGCUUCUUGGAAGGGUUACUGACCCCAAUAAGACAUAAGGAACACAGAACCAAGCACCAUUCACUUGGUAACAUCUAAAAUCACUAAUCUAUUCUGUGUAUUUCACCAACAUCCAAUAGAUCUAUCAAACCAACAUUCAAUAAAUGUAUUAAACCCUCCAAAACAAGACUCAUUUGUUUACAAAGCACAUUAAAUAAUGACAUUUGA